GUGUGAACCUAGUCAGUCGCGAUUCGAAGUCGGCCGCGUGUAUCGAGUGUUUUGUGUUGUGUAAUGCGUAUCGUGUACUCCCCUUUUUUCAUUUUCCUCGACGUCCUCGUGCAUUGUGCUCCCAGUACGUUCGGGAAUAGUUGUGUGCGCAAGAGAGAACGCAGCUGAAAAAGGCCGUUUAAAUGGCUUCGUUUAGGUGCGCCUUCGUCGUUUCGUUGCAACGGAUAUAAAAGGAGGAAGAGCCACGGGAAAAGUGUUCGCCAGGAUUCGUCCGGGGGGUUUUAUUUACCGUUCCUCGGCGGUCUGUCGCGUGUGAUCAGAAGUGUGUUGGUCCGUUCAAACGGAGAAUCGUGCGGAACAGAGAAGGGAAGGCGAACAUCUUUCUACGAUGCUUACUUCCAGCGCGAAUCAGUACCUCCGUCCGGAAUACCUUACGCCGCUGCCUACGACGUUGGACGCGAAGAAGAGCCCCCUCGCCCUGCUCGCCCAAACCUGCAGCCAAAUAGGAGCCGACACGCCGUCCAAUAAAUCUCUGCUAGGCUCGCUGGAGAAGCCGUCGAGUAACAAAUCGUCGAAGUCGGAUCAAUCGCGCGAGAAAUCGUCGCCGGUGGUCGCGGCUACGUCGACGGAAUCGGGCAAGACCAAUUUCAAGCCGUACGAGUCGUGCCUGGGCCGGGAGAAGGCGGCCAGCCCGGCGGACGAGCAGAGGUCAGCAUCUAGUCACUCGACGUCGGGACGAUCGAGAACACCCGGUAGCGGCAAUAAACGAUGCCCGAGUAAUCAGAGCGCCUCGUCGGUUCGGGCGGUGACGCCGCAAGGUCGUAGAACCGCGACGCCGAACGGCGAAAUCAUCGCCCGAGAAUCGCCCGCGUCGAGGACGUCGACGGCGAACAUGUCGUCGUCGCAGCUCGAGUCCGGUUCUUCGUCUCAGCCGGUGGUAGUCAGCAGCCCGUCGUUACAGGCGAAACCGUCGUACAGCCCCGCGGGCGUUCUGGCGAUGACGGAUCCGUCCAUCAAGGACCUUCCUCUGGGCACUUUCAAGCCGGGCGUCAGCCUGGCCACCUCGACGUCCGCCUAUCUGGGCUACAGCCCCCAGUUGCCGAUCGACGCGAUGGCCAGCUCCCUGAUGUCCCAGCACCACGCCGCCUUGAAGAACGGCCUGGUGGCGGCGGGCAACCCUUACUUGAGCUACGCCAGGCUGAAGAGCGCUUCGGGACACGACGCUCUGAUGCCGGUUUGCAGGGACCCGUACUGCACCGGUUGCCAGCUGAACUCCCAUCUAUUGGCUAGUUCGGCGAGCGCGGUCGCCAACGGGAAGCUAACGUCCACCACCGGCACCGCGCCCGGCACCUGUCCCGCCGGUUGCGCCCAGUGCGAUCACAAACCUGGCGCCGCACCCUACGGAGCCUUGGGGGUCGCCGCGUACGCUCACGCACAGUUGGCCGCCCUGGCCGCGGCCUCGCAGCUACCCUACGUCUGCAACUGGAUCGCCGGCGACACCGCCUACUGCGGCAAAAGGUUCUCCACGUCGGACGAGCUGCUCCAGCAUCUCAGGAAUCACACCAGCGUCUCGGCCAGCGGGCCCACGGACCACUCCGCGGCCACCCUCUCCCUGUUGUCGCCCUCCGUCGGCCUCCCGCCGACGCAUCCUUUGUUCUCGAGAACUUAUCCGACGCCACCUCUGAGCCCGCUCGCGACGGCGCGUUAUCACCCUUACGGGAAACCGUCGCCGUUGCUGCCUCCGUCUCUAUCGUCCCUGGGCUUACCGCUUCCGCCGCCGCAUCCCCACGCGCCCGCAGGGCUGCCACCCUAUUUCUCGCCGUACUCGCUCUACGGAGCACCCCGUCUAGGCGCCGCGUCCGGCAUGCCGCAAUGAGUACCCGAUCAUGAACUCUGCCCAUGAUCGGACACGUAGCAAACUAUCAACCGUUUAACUGUGAUCCAUGUUUCGAGUAUGAAGUAAUCCGGAAGUGUGUUUGUUAUGGGAGUGCGAGAGCCGGGAAACCGAAGACAACGGGACUCUCGAGAGAGCGAACAAGUAUUAUUGCUAAGGUAACCUCAUCGUAAUCUCGUUAGACGAAUAAAUUGGUUGCUUGAUGCUAUCCGCGGUAACACGUUCGAACGCGAUCGCGCGAGAUACGCCGGGCGAUUCGAUUUUUCAAUGGUGUGUGUGUGCGUGCGCGCGCCGCGUUGGAAUCGUUCCGCCGACGAAAAUGAUUUUGGAUCCGGCACCGAUGAUUUGUAUAUAGUUCUAGCGAUUGGAAUUCAAGGGACUACGAGAACCGGGACGGCUUUAUACGGCUUUUAUACCUCGUUUGAAACGACGAAAUCAUCGUCCUUUGUGUCGCGACGAGAGCUGCGUUUCGUUAUUUAUAUCUUUAGAAGUGUAUCGAUUGUCUUAUUUUCUUACGGGUACUCUGUUAAUUAUAAGGGGCUGACAGAAACGAUUCAAACGAGGAGGUCGAUGAAUAUACAGUUUAAAAGCUUCUGAACAUUGACGGGAAGAUUUCUUGUUUUUUCUUUUUUCUUUAUUUUCAAAUGAUUAAUUACCGCAGUGGCGCAGGAAUUCCAGAUACGAUGCAAUCAAUUCCAAGACUCGUCGAUUUCGAUCUUUCGAAGCGAAACGGAAAUGGAUAGACGUUGUUUCCUUAUAUAAUCUUGUUACAAAAAAAAGGGGGGAGAAAAGUUGAUAAAGAGUUCGUUCUUGCGUAAAUUUAGAUUCCUUUUUUUUUUAUUUUCUAUGUACAUUUUGUACCUAUUCGAGGGUUUUUGAUACGCAGAUAGUUACCCAGCGCAUCGAUAGUGUGAUUAGCGGUUAUUAAAAGUAAUACUUUGAGUGUCACCUUGAAUCUCUUUUAGCCAUGUUAUAAACUAUAGGUAGUUUUAAUUGAUCGUACGUUCUUCGGUCUUUAAUCUUUUAAGUUAUUCCUAAUUUUAUAGAUUAAAUGAUCAAGCCAAAGAUAAUUUUAUAUGCAAAAAUAAAGUUAAAGGCUCGCGUGAAAAUUCUUUAACGACGGUUGAACGGGCUCGGGAUCGAGAACAAUCGUGCGACAUUUACGAUCGAUACGCUGUUGUCUCGUAAUCGAGGAACAUAAUUCGCAUGUUCGAGAAGAAUUUCGUGAAAAGCUUUACCUAUUUCUGUCUUUGCAUAUGAAAUUGCCUUCGAACUGUACUAUUUAUUACGGGACAAUCUAUUAUAAAUUUUAUUAUUAUGUUGUAUGUUUAAAAAAAAAAAAAGAACUGGUGAGUCGCGAUGUAUUAAAUACACACUCGGAAACGCUUUCUUCGAGAUUUAUAUAAACAUUGUUUAGAACGCGCGAUCGACGACUACGGUGAAAGAAAGAAUGCGUUGUGAUCUAAAUCAAAGAAGAAUCGAAGCACGAUUUGUUCGCGCAUUCAAAAUUGCGACACGUGCACGUACCAUCAACAUGUUCUCGUCCACUAGAUAUAAACGUUCGGUUAUAAACUUUUCAGUUACGCGGAAUAAGAAUUGCGACAAUGUUUAACAAUCUUAAUUCUAACGAUCUAAGACGGGAAGUCGGAAGUUUUCUGUAGCAUUUAUUUCUCGCAAAACAUUCGAAAGAGAUCUGCAUUCGUCACAGCAUUCGCAGUCUGUGAACACGUUGAGUGUCGAAUAUCGACGCGAAAAAAUUCACACGACGUCGUCGAAGUCGUUUUAAUUAAUGACACCGAAACUAGACCGCGAAGGUUCAACGUAGGAAAUAUUGGUUCGGCUAUUUUGUAUUCUACAAAUCCUAGUAACGUUCGAUUCGUUCAGUCUAAUACGUUGAAAAUGAACUUGAAAAACCUAGUUAAAAAUUAGUGUUAGACAUACGCGACUCACGCGGCACUGAACGCAUUAAUCCUAAUCGUAACGACAGGCGCGUAAUCGGAUGAUACCGGGAUUCGCAGCAGUUAUUCGCGAGAAUCGGACGCGUCGGCAGCUCCAUCGAGAAACCUUAGGCGAAAAGAUCCGAGAAAGAGAGCUAGAGGGAGAGAGAGAAUGGCAAGGAUUACUGUAUCAAGCGUUCAACUGUGAUUUUUCGCGCGAGGGAUAACGGAGAGGAGCGUGUACCGUUGAAAGGGAGGAAAUCUGAAAGGAACGCGUGUCUGAAAGAAAAAUCCUAAUGGCCGGCCGCGUAAUUAUGAACCGUCGACGCGCAUUUAACAGGCUCUUUUGUAUAAUCGCGGCGUUACGAUGCUUCCCCGGUGCUUAAUCUUAAUAUUAUGCCGCGUGCUCGCUCUGUUUGCCUCGUGGUUCAAAUUUCCCGACGCCCACCUGCCUCUCCGGCCGUAAUUUCCAUUCGCGAAUCUAAACCGUUUUCACACCCUUCGGGUGCCUCGCGUUCGCGAUACGUCGCGACCGAUUUUUCCCUGUUACCGCGUUAAUGAAUUUUCUGCCCGCCCAACCCCAUCUUCCUCCCUCCCCCUAUCGGGCACGAUAAUUUUUCGAUUAAAAAUCAUUUCCCGUUGCACGAGGCUUCGCGACGAUCGCGCGCGCGUUGCUUAAUUUCGGAGGGAAUUGAACGGGUGCCACGGGUAACGUUGAUAAACCAAUGUUCAACUGUGAUUUCCGAGUGAGAGAGGGUGACGUGCGUGAGUGAGACAUGUCGUGCUUCCGCUACAAAGAGAGUUAUUCUACUGUGUAUAUAAAAAAUCCGUAUGUGUAUGCGUGACUCUAGAAUUUAUCGAUGCACGCGCAAUCACGGAGUCUCUCGGCCCGAUCCGACCCAGAUGCCUGCUGCGCGCACUCUUUCUUCUCCAACGGGUUUUCUGUUUAAUUGUCGUUCGUUUCGCGAGUUUUACACGCACGCGGAGGCGGCGGCGGCGGCGGUGCGGUCGAAUCGCGCGGGGCGAAGCGUUUUGUCGAACGAUCCGAACGCGCGGCGACAGUGCGCAACAACAACAGCCGAAGAAGACGUUCAAAAGUUGGUAUUCUCGACGAUGCUCUCGAAAUAAUCUCUCGUAUAUUCGUUUGUUUUCGGUGUCCGGCGGGAAUAUAACGGCGCGGGAAAAGCGGCCUGGUUAUUUUGAAAAUGGUGGCGCGGACGCGACGAUUAUUUGAACGCUUUCGCCGCCGAAAGCGUGUGCUCGCGGCAGCCCGUACUGCGCCGCGACUCGUGUUAUCCGGCGAUCGGAGGAUAAAUAGAUUGCAUAAUCCGAUUGUAGGCACACCGGGAGGGAAACUAGGUUUGUCAGCGGUUAUUCGUCUCUUUUUUACACUUGGUGCCUUUUUUCUCUUGUCCGACAUACGAUCGCGAGUGUAACGGACAUGUGAUAGAAUUGUUUCACCCGACGCUAUAGGCUACUAUACCGUAGCAUGUACAGCAAUAUGUCUCCUUUACCGACGCUCAGAUUGUCCACUAAAAUGGAUAAUUUGGGGAAAGGAGAUACGAUUAUUCGAGGCUUGCGAGCCUUGCGGCUCGUUUUUAUCAUUCUUAAAAUCGCCGCAAAACUAACGCAGAGGUAACAAAAUACGGGAAUAUAUUUAACAAAACGGAUAUCUUGAAAUCUCAUCGAUAUCUUUAACCUGUUAGCUGUUUUUUUACGAGUAUACCCGUCGUAAUACGAAAUGUUAUCGUUUCUGCAUGAC
Messenger RNA from Megalopta genalis, 5593 nucleotides. RefSeq names its product zinc finger protein Elbow. Lineage: Eukaryota; Metazoa; Arthropoda; Insecta; Hymenoptera; Halictidae. The record is from RefSeq and is a predicted model, not a curated record. Gene Ontology annotation, biological process: negative regulation of DNA-templated transcription. Gene Ontology annotation, cellular component: nucleus.